This is a messenger RNA of Ramularia collo-cygni, 447 nucleotides long. RefSeq lists its product as uncharacterized. The coding region runs from base 1 to 447 and encodes 148 amino acids. Lineage: Eukaryota; Fungi; Ascomycota; Dothideomycetes; Mycosphaerellales; Mycosphaerellaceae. The record is from RefSeq and is a predicted model, not a curated record. The transcript has a single exon.
AUGACAACGCCAACCUCCACCACCACGGGUGCUCCCGGCCUCACCCCAGCAGGACUGGACGAGCGCAUCCAGAACUUGCCGCAAGAAUUACAAGAUGAGAUCAAGGACAUGUUGAUCGCCUCCGAACUACCAGACCGCUUCAUUAAAAUCGACUGCAACUAWAAGCCACCACUCGGUCUUCAAAUCGACCGUAAGACCCGGGAGAAUUUCGCGAGAAAGUUUUACAAGGCGGGAAUCAUUCAUUACGUUCCAUCGACGGAGUUCCCAACUAAAGAUUAUCAUGACUUCCUCGACAAAGCCUACAACUUGAUCGGUCUGUGGCUGUUGAAGCUUAACAAACCCCAUCGCGAGCUGUUGACGGUCAUUCGGUUUAAUGUUCUUGGAUUUCAAGGGAGCGUAAAUGAAGACUGGCGAGCGUUGAGAUCGAAAUUUUCCGUGCAGAGGUAG